Messenger RNA from Colius striatus (speckled mousebird), 2432 nucleotides. RefSeq names its product endogenous retrovirus group K member 5 Gag polyprotein-like. Bases 34 to 1506 code for a protein of 490 amino acids. Gene Ontology annotation, molecular function: nucleic acid binding; zinc ion binding. Gene Ontology annotation, biological process: viral process. The record is from RefSeq and is a predicted model, not a curated record. NCBI's taxonomy places the organism in Eukaryota, Metazoa, Chordata, Aves, Coliiformes, Coliidae. The transcript has a single exon.
AUUCAGGAAUCUAAUUUUAAAAAUCCCUUUCUUAUGUACUCAAAUACGGGAGGUAAAAAAUGCCGACCGUUAAAACAAAGCAAGAGCGCCUUGAGACCUAUAGAAUUAUCUGAAGAAUUAUCCUCCGAUGAGGAAGCUGAAUUAGAAAAAGAAGCUGCUCAGUAUCAUAAUGAAGAUGAUCAAGUGUUUGUUAAUACGCCUUUUAAAUUGAAGAAACAGCAAACACUUUUAAAAAAGGAACCUGUUGUUUUACCAGCAAUAGAAGCUGGUAGACGUCCGCCCCCUCCUGACAUAUACCAUCAAAUAUCACCUCACUCACCCUUACAGUUAUCAUUGCUACAAGCUAAACAACAAGGUGAAGAUGUGAGUGGGUUUUCAAAAAUAUUGCAUGCUUAUCCUAUAACAUAUGCUCCUCACCCUACUCAAGCCAAUGUUAGAAUUGCUACAUAUACAUCCAUUACAUUUAAGAAUCUUAAAGAAUUGAAAACAGCUGCUGCUCAAUAUGGUGCAACUGCACCAUAUACUAUUGCUAUUUUAGAGAACAUUGCAGCUGAAGUUCUUCCCCCAUGGGACUGGAAAGGCUUAGCUAAAGCUACCUUAACGGGAGGAGAAUAUUUGUUAUGGCUUACAGAUUUUAUGGAUUCCUGUUAUGAUUAUUCUCAAAAACCACACUUUCGCCAACAAGGAAUUACUCAUGAAAUGUUAGCUGGCACAGGACCACAUGUUGAUCUGGCACAACAAUUAACUUACCCUGCUGCGACAUAUGAUGCCAUUCGAGAAAUUGGUUUGAAAGCCUGGAAAGGGCUACCUAGACAUGGAACGUCUAGGGAAGAAUUAACUAAAGUCCGACAGGGACCAGACGAACCUUAUCAUGAUUUUGUAUCUCGUUUGUUACAAACUUCAUCUAGGCUCAUACAAGACACCGAUUCAGCUAUGAUUUUAGUUAAGGAAUUAGCUUUUGAAAAUGCUAAUAAUAUCUGUCAAUCCAUAUUAAGACCUUGGAAAAAUAAAUCAACAUUAAAUGACUAUAUCAGAUUAUGUUCUGAUGUUAGCUCUGGAUAUAUUCAAGGCAUAGUCACUGCCGCAGCACAACAGGGCAAACCUGUUGAGCAAGUUUUAGCUGCAAUGCAAUUUAAGAAAAACAGAAGGGUUGCAGGCCCUCCUGGUAGCUGUUUUCAUUGCGGACAAAUGGGGCAUCAAGUACGUCAAUGUCCUAAUAAAAAGAUUCCAAGUAAUAAUGGAAAAAAUCCAGGUUUAUGCCCAAAAUGCAAAAAGGGUAAUCAUUGGGCUAAUGAAUGCCGAUCUAAAUAUGAUAAGAACGGCAAUUCCUUACAGUCGGGAAACUUCUCAAUGGGCUUGCCCCGGGCCCACCCAAACAAACAGGGGAUGUAUCCUGUGCAGGUGCAAACCUCAGAGCACCAGCUAAACAAUCCAUUUCACAACUCCACCGAGGUACCAGUCAUAGUGCCGGACUGGACCUGUGUUCCUCCUCCCACUUCGUAUUAACACCUGAAAUGGGGGCACAAGCUAUCCCAACAGGGAUAUAUGGCCCAUUACCUGCGGGAACAUGCGGUUUGGUAUUGGGACGAAGUAGUCUGAGCAUGAAAGGAUUGCGAGUUAUACCAGGACUAAUUGAUUGUGAUUAUGAAGGAGAGUUAAAAGUUAUGUUACAAUCUGAAAUUUCUGUCUUUAAUCUACCUGCAGGAACAAAGAUUGCACAGUUGCUUUUAAUUCCUUAUGUUUCAUCUAUAGGAAAAGCUGAUUCCCACAUUCGGGGAACAGGCGGUUUUGGAUCUACUGAUGUUUAUCUUUUACAGCCCAUCAAUCAUCAGAGACCUGAACUUCAGUUAACAAUUGAUGGUAAAAAUUUUACAGGACUCUUGGACACCGGAGCAGAUGUAUCGGUAAUGACUUUAAAACAAUGGCCAAAAGAAUGGCCUUUACAGCAUGCUUCAGCUGAUCUAAAAGGAAUUGGAGUUGCAAAUUUGCCUCUUCAAAGCUGUAAGUUGUUAAGUUGGACAGACAAAGAGGGACACUCUGGUUCCAUUCAACCAUAUGUACUAGAAAGCUUGCCUCUUAACCUCUGGGGCCGAGAUAUCUUGACACAAAUGGGUGCAUACCUUUAUACGCCUAGCAGUUAAUCUGAUAAAUUUAUCAGUAACUAUGUAUGCAGAUAAAAUCUGUUGGAAAUCAGAUCAUCCUGUUUGGGUUGAUCAAUGGCCUCUAACUAAAGAAAAAUUGCAAGCUGCUCGUCAAUUAGUAGUGGAACAAUUACAAUUAGGUCAUAUAGAACCUUCCACAUCACCAUGGAACUCACCUAUUUUUGUUAUAAAAAAGAAAUCGGGGAAAUGGCGACUUCUCCAAGACUUGAGAGAAGUCAAUAAAACAAUGUGUACCAUGGGAGCGUUACAACCUGGUCUACCCAGUCCUAU